GUGUAUUUCAGUUUGAGGGGAAAAAAAAACUAAUUAAAUUUCGGUGGAAAUUUAUUCUAAAAGCUGGCAACACUUAUGAAAACGAAAAAUGGCGUUAAAUUUUAAAUUGAGUGUAAAAGAACGAUCACAUUUAAUAAGAUACGAAGAUGUUUUUUAUAAAUUUAAAAUAAUUUUAAAAGAAGAUUCUAUCUCAUUAUUAUCAUUGGAUCAGAAAAUAAUCAAAAAUGAGAUUGAAGACGUUAUAAGAAAUAUUUUAUGGCUGGAUUCGGAGUUGAAUGUUGGUGAUUUACCAAAAUCUGCCAUUAUUUUGACUAAUUGCUUGUCUGUCCACAUCCAGAAGAUGUUUUGGGCUUUCUCUAAAUUAAUUUCAUUCAGAAAAGGAAAUAAAAAAUAUCGUCUUCACCCUUACGAAUACGUUUUGACGAUUCAAUGCAAGAAGUUGUGGAUUUCUCAAAAGAAAUGUGCACAGGAAAAUAAACUUGCCGUAAAUAACUGCGAAGAAAAUAACUACAGCAUUAAUAAGAUAAAGCGUUCAAUUGGAUUACGAACUAUAAAAAGAAGUAGACAGAAAUUAAAUAUAGAAAUAAAUAAUUCUGUCAUUCAAAAAUGCGAAGAAUGUGGAGAAUAUCGACAAUUAAUGGUACCUUCUAAUGAGUCAAGAGAUGAUAUUCCUCAUCUUGAAUAUUCUGAAAAAAUCAAUAAUAAUAAAUCAAAUAACAAUGAUGGAAUUUUAAAGAGUUUCCUAAAUUUUCUUCUUACUCCCGUUAGAAUGUUUCAUAAACUACAAUUUUAAAGAUAUAUUCCAGGUAAUUUAAGAGAAAAAUAUCCACUUACAACAUUAUAAUUGAGUUAUUAAAGAAACAAUUACAUAUAAUUCUGUAUACUUAAUAAUAAUCAGUUAAUUAUAAAAAAUGGAGGUAAAAAUGAAAACUAGGAAAUUUUUUUAUCACAUUUUUAUUAUGAAAUGUAUAUAUUUAUUUCAAUACAUUUGUUUCAAGUUAAGAUGUUUCAUUCAGUUGUAUAUUUAUAUUUAAAUAAAAUAGUGUUGUAUAGUGAAAUUUAUAUUUUAAAACAUUAAAAUUUUGUAAGCUUAGCAGUUUCAAUUAAGGAAUUAGUACAUUGUAUCAGAACUAAGUUAUAUUAAAUAUAGGCGUAAAUCCUAAAAAUCUGUACAAAUUUCAAUUGCGUUUUCUUGUAAUAUCGAAUAAUUAAACAUGUACGCGAAAUAGCAUACUUUGUAGAAUGUUCUUGAUUCCAUUUAUCGAAAAAGUUUCGUAAAUAACAUCAUAUUUUAAAAAUGGAUUAAAUGAAUUCGAUCGAGGAAAUGACAGCUUUUAUAUUGUAAAUCGUAAAAAUGAGAAAUCUUAAACGUUUCUCUGCAAUGGGAAUUCCAUGGCGUACAGUGUAUAGCAUCAUUUCAAGAAUAGAGUAAGGAGAACUUGCAAAACAUAGGAUGGGAAAUGGUAAAAAAAAGGAAAAUAACUGAAAGGAGGAAGAAUCAAUUAGAGAAAGAAUUCUUGGGAAACGUUGGGCAAAUGCUUAAAAAAUUAGGAUAUGUUUGCCAGAUUCUGAAAGAACGUCUUGACACUCAAGAAGUGAAAAUCUGCUCAAAAAUAUACGAAGCGACUUAUUACUCAAAAACACAUCUGCAUAGGCUGUGAUAGAGCUCGAAGGCAUCAAACAAUCUUGAUGUGGUUAUUAACGACGAGUACUAUUUUACUUUUGACGGAAAUGAAUGUGCUGGUAACAAUCACUGUUUUGCCAAACAAGGUCUAGAUGGGGAUCCGGAAAUCAAAUUCAAACGAUACUUCAAGUUUUCGCCAAAGCUUCUGGUUUGGCUGGCAAUCAGUCCUUGGGAACAUUCACAGGUUCUCAUUGUCUGUCACGGUUCUCUAUCACCAAAGAAGUUUAUGGCAACGAAUGCAUCCAGGAGAGAGUAAAAAAAUACUGCCCUGACUAACAAUAUGUCUUCUCGCCAGACAUGGCUAUCGCUAAUGACACAGUUGCCAAGUUGUGCCGUUACAGAAUUCUAUGCGUCUGCCGUGAAGCCAACGUUUCGAACGUUCCAAAAGAAACCGACUGAGAUAUUUUGGUAGCAACCAGUGGCAGAUCUACAAUAGAUACAGACUAUGCGACUGUAUAGGGACCCAGUCGACUGAGAAUCCAUUUUUCAAAAAGAGGGCAAAAGGCUGAUUAUACAAAAUAUACAAUCAUACAUUAAAGUAAAAAAUAUUGGAGAUGGAUAACAUCAGUAUUCAGAAGUGCCCUGAAAGAGGCCAGAAGUUUCACAGGAAGAUCUUUAUUGUCGUGUUCGCAUGGAGGCUCAAAAUGUGAAGCAGUCCACUGCUGAUAUCAAAUUGAAGCAAAAAGUUUAUGAAAAUGGUUGGAAAGCUAGAUCCACGAAGGAAUUACAAGAAAAGAUCAUGGACAAAUUUUAAAGCUGAGCACUUUCUGGGGUUAAUGGAACGGAUUAAGAAUAAAGUUCGAAUUACAGCCGAUCCUAGUCCUGAUCAUGCCAUCUGAACAUUAAAAAUCCUAUCUGUACCCCCAAAAUCUCAAUUUAAAAAUAAAUAAUGAAUUUAAAACAGACUCGAA
This is a messenger RNA of Centruroides sculpturatus (bark scorpion), 2595 nucleotides long. RefSeq lists its product as uncharacterized. The record is from RefSeq and is a predicted model, not a curated record. The coding region runs from base 89 to 793 and encodes 234 amino acids. NCBI's taxonomy places the organism in Eukaryota, Metazoa, Arthropoda, Arachnida, Scorpiones, Buthidae. The transcript has 2 exons.